Molecule: messenger RNA, 252 nt
Organism: Alternaria burnsii
Lineage: Eukaryota; Fungi; Ascomycota; Dothideomycetes; Pleosporales; Pleosporaceae
Exons: 2
Source: RefSeq, a predicted model, not a curated record
UGGCUUUUUGUGCGCAUCGUCGUGGUCGACGAGAUUCAAAGGUUAACAUACGAGUAUCCAGUGCGACGCAGUCCCUUUUUGUAUCGACUCGAUCAAGGUUUAUUUGCUGGCUUUAUGGCUACCACCAGUUUGUUCAAAUCGGGACUGACAAGCUGCAAGCGAUCGCGUAUAGUCCGCGUAUUGGGUGAGCGCCUCGAAUCUCACGCCAUUGAGAUUAAGGUCCGAAGCAGGGAUAGGGGCCUCUUCGGGUAG